AUGGUAGCGAGCAUGGCUCGCUCCCGCUCCUCGGCAUGGACCUUACCCAGGGCCUUGCUGAUCUUGGCCCUCGUCGCUUCGACCGCAUGCGCCGCCGACAUUCUCAAGACGGACGGCUUCAGCAACUGCGGAACCGACGACAGCAUCAAGGUGGACAAGGUCGACAUCACCUUUGACAAAGAUCAGAAAUCAAUCACCUUCGACGUGGCCGGCACCAGCCUCAAGGAGCAGAACGUGACGGCCGUCCUUAACGUCACCGCCUACGGCAACGCCGUCUUCUCAAACAGCUUCAACCCCUGUGACAAGGCCACCUUUGUCGGCCGCCUGUGUCCCGUGCCCUCGGGCGAUUUCGCUGCUCAGGGCGCCCAGCAGAUCCCCGGCAACUUCGCCGACAUGAUACCCGCCAUCGCUUUCCAGGUCCCCGACAUUGCCGCCCAGGCCACCCUGCAGCUCAACAGCGUCGAUGGCGGAAAGAACGUGGCCUGCAUCCGCUCCCAGGUCUCCAACGGCAAGUCGGCCAACGUCCCCGCCGUCCAGUACAUCGCCGCGGGCAUUGCUGGUGUCGCCCUCAUUGCCUCGGGUGUCUCUUCCCUCAGCGCCGUCUUGUCCGGCUCGGGUGGAUGCCUCGGCACUGUCAGCCCCAGCUUCACGGAAACGUUUGGCUGGUUCCAGGGCAUGGCCAUGAACGGCAUGCUCUCGGUCAACUACCCCCCGGUCUACCGCAGCUUCUCCAAAAACUUUGCCUUCUCUACUUGCCUCAUUCCUUGGGUUGGCCUUCAGACCUCCAUCGACGGCUUCCGCGCCAAGACGGGCGGCAACCUCACCGAGGACAGCGUCGAGUUUCUCAAGAAUGCCACCCUCGUCUUUCCCGACGGCUCCACCGCCAGCCCGACCAAGGGCCUGCUCAAGUUCAAGCGAGCCCUCGACGACUUUGCCGUCCUGGCCACCCGCGAGGCCGCCGACAGCUCCAACCAGACCUCGGCCGGCUUUCAGCACGCCGUCAAGGGCAUCCAGGCAUACGCCGAGAAGCUGGCUGUUCCCAGGUCGGACGUCUUCAUGACGGUCCUGCUCAUCGUUGCCAUCAUCAUCGCCGCCAUCGUCGUCGGCAUCCUGCUUGUCAAGGUCAUUCUCGAGGCCUGGGCCCUGUUUGGCAGCUUCCCCAAGUCGCUCGCAGGCUUCCGCAAGCACUAUUGGGGGUCCAUCGCCCGCACAAUCACCUCGCUCAUCCUUAUCCUCUACGGCAUCUGGGUGCUCUACUGCAUCUUCCAGUUCACCCACGGUGACACUCUCGCCGCCAAGGCCCUUGCCGCCGUCACACUCGUCAUCUUCACCGGCAUCCUCGCCUUCUUCACCUGGAAAAUCUGGAGCACGGCCCGGCAGCUCAAGAAAGCGGGCGGAGACGCCGAUGGCCUCUACUACGACAAGAAGAUUUGGGUCAAGUACUCACUCUUCUACGAAUCAUACAAGAAGAACUACUGGUGGCUCUUUGUCCCGGCCAUUGUCUACAUGUUCGUCAAGGGCGCCGUCCUGGCCGCCACCGACGGCAGCGGCUUGAUCCAGUCGGUUUCCCAGCUCAUCAUCGAGGCCGUCAUGCUCAUCCUGCUGCUCUGGAGCCGACCCUACGAGCGCAAGUCGGGCAAUGUCGUCAACAUCGCCAUUGCCGUUGUGCGCGUCUUGUCCGUGGCCUGCAUCCUCGUCUUUGUCGAGGAGUUUGGCAUCAGGCAGACGACCCAGACCGUUGCCGGCGUCGUCUUGAUUGCCGUCCAGUCCGCCCUGACCGGCAUCCUCGCCAUCCUCAUUGCGUGGAAUGCCUUUAAUGCCUGCUGCAAGGCGAACCCGCACCGAAAGCGCAGAAAGGAGAUGGAGAAGAAGCAGCGCGACAUGGACAAUCUCACGCCUCUCGACGCACGGAACACGCUGCUGCUUGAUCAUCAGGCCCAUCCAAGCAUGGGCGGAAACAUGUCUGUGCAUUCCUUCUCGACCGACUACAGCAGGGAAAAGCCGAUGGUCCGCUCCGGUUCGCCGGAGCGGUACUAUCCCGUCGGGCAGGAAUUCGCAUCUCUCUACCCGGCCCAUACACCCACGACGGAUGCGUCGCGGAGACUGGUCGAUGACCCGGCGCCCAUGGGCAUGGAGCGUGAGUACAGGGGGCCCGUGGGCUCCGGGUUUGGGUACGGACAAGGGGCUUAUGGCCAGGACACGCAAGGAGCCUACGGGCAGGGGGCGUACGGACACGGAGCGCGGAGGUAG
Messenger RNA from Hirsutella rhossiliensis, 2250 nucleotides. Its product is annotated as transient receptor potential (TRP) ion channel domain-containing protein. Bases 1 to 2250 code for a protein of 749 amino acids. Gene Ontology annotation, biological process: transmembrane transport; fungal-type cell wall biogenesis. The transcript has 2 exons. The record is from RefSeq and is a predicted model, not a curated record. Lineage: Eukaryota; Fungi; Ascomycota; Sordariomycetes; Hypocreales; Ophiocordycipitaceae.